Larimichthys crocea (large yellow croaker) is the source of this 6627-nucleotide messenger RNA. RefSeq names its product phosphatidylinositol-5-phosphate 4-kinase, type II, alpha a (gene pip4k2aa). Gene Ontology annotation, cellular component: plasma membrane. Lineage: Eukaryota; Metazoa; Chordata; Actinopteri; Sciaenidae. Bases 1001 to 2332 code for a protein of 443 amino acids. Gene Ontology annotation, biological process: phosphatidylinositol phosphate biosynthetic process. Gene Ontology annotation, molecular function: 1-phosphatidylinositol-5-phosphate 4-kinase activity; 1-phosphatidylinositol-4-phosphate 5-kinase activity. The transcript is spliced from 11 exons. The record is from RefSeq and is a predicted model, not a curated record.
UGUAGCGAAUCAGCGGAGCAGACACUGCAAAGCGGAGGCUGUCACCUCCCCUCCUCCGUCGAGCUGUCAGUUGACAGCGGCACACAUGAGCCUCAGUGCUGCAGGCGGAGUUCAACACCCGUUGACUGCACGUCUAAAUACCCGCACCUCUGCGUUUUAAUUCAAACUGGAGGGGGGGGGCAAGGACGUGACAUGACACCUCUGUCAUCUCUGCGGACUGACCACAAAAGCGUAGGAGGAGGGCUGAGCCGCCUGCUAGUCCAGAGCUGCUAGCUGAGCUAAUGUUAAUAGUUAGCUCGCAGGCUAACGGUAGAUAGCUGGUGAACGGAGUCCGGGUUAGCUUUGUGCCGUCAGUUAGGCUAACGUUACAUAUCUGGCUCGCUAGCGAAGGUCGGAGGGACUGACGGUUAAAAAACGCCUUUAGUUAGCCGUUCGGUCAUUAAUGUGUCAUUUUAACAUCAUGUUUUAAGACUGCGUGAUUUUUUGCGUUCAACCUGUCACUGGGGUUUCAUAUUAUUCUUGUUUUAUACGCGUAUUAAUUUUACGAAAUUUGUCGUUGGCGUUCGCUAGCUAGCGAGCUACACGGCUAUGCUAACGCCAGCUCAGUGAGAGCUCACAUCGCAGGGGGGUGCGGAGAGCUCCGGACCAGUCAAGGAAGGAAGAGAGGUGACUUAUGAUGUGGGCUGAGGGAAGCGGCGGACUGUUAGGCGAAGGAGAGCAGCAGUAUUAGCUUUAACACAUCGUAUUUUUAUAUUUUUUCCCCUUCAUAUUAGUCCUUGUCGAGGUAGGGCCAUAGCGCCAAGUUAAAGCUGUGUGGGACGGUUGUUGGGGUUAAAAAAGAAUUGGGACACUUUGAUUUGCGAGCUGGCUAAAUGAAUAGUAUUUAGUAUUACUGAGUCGUGAGCUGGUGGCCACUGUGCCAGCUUCAAAAGGGAAGACACUCUGCUGUCAAGAUUAUCGCACAGACUGCAAUAACCAGCCAGUUGGCUUUAAAGAAAAGAUGGCUUCGGCGAGCAGCAUUGCCGCAUCUAUUGCGAGCAAAACGAAGACCAAGAAAAAACACUUCGUGGCUCAGAAAGUGAAGCUCUUCCGUGCCAGCGACCCUCUGCUCAGCGUGGUCAUGUGGGGAGUCAACCAUUCGAUAAAUGAGUUAAGCCAUGUUCAGAUUCCCAUCAUGCUCAUGCCGGACGACUUCAAAGCCUAUUCGAAGAUCAAAGUGGACAACCACCUCUUCAACAAGGAGAACAUGCCCAGCCAUUUCAAGUUCAAGGAGUACUGCCCUCUGGUGUUUCGAAACCUCAGGGAGAGGUUUGGCAUCGAUGAUCAGGACUUCUUGAACUCACUGACACGCAGUGCUCCCUUGAACAGUGAGGCCCAAGGACGGAGCGGGGCUCGUUUCCAUACCUCGUAUGACAAACGCUACGUCAUCAAGACCAUCAGCAGUGAGGAUGUGGCAGAGAUGCACAACAUUCUAAAAAAAUACCAUCAGUUCAUCGUGGAGUGCCAUGGCAACACGCUGCUGCCUCAGUUUCUGGGGAUGUAUCGGCUCACCGUGGAUGGAGAUGAGACCUACAUGAUUGUUACACGCAAUGUCUUCUCUCACCGCCUUUCUGUCUACAAAAAAUAUGAUCUCAAGGGUUCUACUGUGGCAAGAGAGGCCAGCGACAAGGAGAAGCAGCCGCCCCAACCAGAGGAUGUGCCCCCGCGGCCCAAAUCUGGUAACGUUCAGCAAAGGCUGCAAACACUGCGGAUUGCCACGCGCUUUUACUGCGCCAUGAAACACGUAAGAGAUGCCAAGGAGCUGCCCACCUACAAGGACAAUGACUUCAUCAACGACGGGCAGAAGAUCUACAUUGACGGGGAGAACAAGAAAAUGUUCCUAGAGAAGCUCAGGAAAGAUGUGGAGUUCCUGGCCCAGCUGAAGCUCAUGGACUACAGUCUGUUGGUGGGGAUCCAUGAUGUGGAACGAGCCGAGCAGGAAGAUGUGGAGAGUGAGGACAACGAGGCCGAAGAGGAGGGCGAGAGCGACGGAGGGGGCAUCGGAACACCCCCUGACAGUCCCAGCAACACCUUGGACAGCACCAAGCCUCUGUCACCUGGAGAGUUUGAUCCCGCUAUUGACGUCUACGCCAUCAAAAGCAACGAAACUGCUCCCAGGAAGGAGGUGUACUUCAUGGCUGUCAUAGACAUACUUCAGCAUUAUGAUGCCAAGAAGAAAGCUGCCCACGCCGCCAAGACUGUCAAACACGGGGCCGGUGCGGAGAUCUCCACAGUGAACCCAGAGCAGUACUCCAAGAGGUUUUACGAUUUCAUCACCACUAUCCUGUCAUAGCCUCCAGGAGCGACACGGGGGCACAGAGGCACAUGGGAAAGGGAGGGCAAGUGGGGAGUAGGGCGUGGACGAGAAGUGACGGAGAGAAAAACCAUCGAGAGGCGGAAUUAAUAAGGUGCUGUGAUGGCUUUGUAUCACUCUCCCUCAUCUAUUCUCCUCAUCCCUCUCUGUUUGUUUCUCUCUCUUUCAGUGGGGUGCCACGCUCUGCAGCUAAAAAAAAAACUAAAAAAAACCCAUCAUUCGUUUACAUUUAACCUCUCCUCUGUUGAAUUUUGUUCAUGUGUUACUUUGGAUGAUAAGGGUGUUGAAAGCAAGUGUCCAAGUCAUUAUGUUUUUUUUUUAUAUAAUUUGUUUUUGUCUGUAUGGUUGUGUAUGUGGGAAUGUGGCUUUUUAUUGCCUCUAAUACAUCCAGAACCCUGCAUUUUUUUAUUUUGACGUUCGUAUUUGUCUUUCCCUUAUGAUGUUUCACGGGAGGUAGGGGGGAGGUAUGACGUGUAUAGUGCGAGGUCAAGGGGAGUGCAGGGGUCAGAUCGCGGUGCCUCUUGCAGAGAAACGGCUUAAGCGAAAUGUAAUGAGGAAGUUCAUGUUGAGCCUUGCCUAAUGCAAUUGCUUCACUUCAGGAAGUAGGAAGCAGUCUUCCAAUAGGCCAACAGCCAGACCCCCACCCAAAUGCUGUACAAGUACUCAGCCAAACAAAUUUUCCUAUUUGGGUUCCUCCAUCACUCACCCUUUAAACGCCUCCCCUCCCCCUCCCCGAUCCUUCGUGCACAGUUUCCAGGUUAUCCUCUUGCCACACACUCAAACAAACACAUCUCAUCAGCUGAGAUGAGUUUACUUGUUGCAGUAAAUUAUAACGCUUAUUUCCAGCACUAGUUGCACCUCCAGUGGUUGCCGGUGCUUUGUCCCUUUUUGCUUUAUCGUGAUGCACAGUGAUUAAGAGUGUUUAAGGGAAGAUGUACCUUUUUAAAAUGAGAAGAGGAGGCAUUCAAGCACACAGUAUCAUUUACUUGCAUCCACUCUAAAUACGUUGGGCAUUGUUAUGUAGGCCUGGUUUCUGUUCUCGUGGCAGGGAACAACCCAGAAGUCUUGUGUGGCUGUAGUGAUUAAAAGGGUGUCGCAUUGAAACAUCAACAGCCCUUAACUUUCUGUUGCCAUCAGCACCUUAUGAGUAAAAUCAAAAAUGUUGCACUUUUAUUUGUUAUUAGAGGUUAGGAACUCUUAUUCUGUUACAUGUGCUGCAACAAAGAGGAAAAUGAACUCUGCUUUCUUAAAAUUGAAUUUUUUUUAGGCCUGAUCUCGAAUCCUGUCUCCUCUGCCAUUGAUCACCUUUGGGUACUUCUUACUGUAGGGACUGGUUGGGAAGAAUUUACUGCAAUAUUAGAUGGUGAAAGUGGACGAGUUCUGUUUACAGGGCUUUUUGUAAACUAACCUCUCCGAUCCUUUUUAGAAGUGCUCUGUGGUUGUCGGUGGGUUUUGGGACAAGGCAACAGUGUGGCUGUGCUUGUGCUUUCAGGGCAGACAGAGGACUGUUUACCUCCAGCAUCGUACCAGCACACACCCAAUGAUAGCAAACGAUGUGUGUGUGUUCAGUGUUCAAAAGUUAUAAAGGGGGGAGGGGGUGGGAAAACAAAGGGGAGGAGGGCGGUUGGGAAGAGUAGCUGCCGAUGUAAAGAUACAUGUUGUUAAGUCAUUAACAUCAACAGCACCGUUCUCUUCUCUAACCUCAGCUGUGAGUCUGUUAUUCAUCUUUGUUUGUGUUGUUAUUGUUGACAUUUUUUAAAGGUGGUUUAUCUGUGUUUGAAUUUGGCGGUUUUAUGAAUUGAUGUGGUAAGAAUUUUCUUUUUCUUUUUUUUUCUUUUUUUUUUUUGUAUAUUUUGCACAAGAGGAAAGGAACCAAAUGUUACGAAUUACGAUCCCAAUUAGUUGAUAUAGUCUUAACAAGGGAAAUGCAAUAUACUUGUAUGUAAGCGAGAAAAACUGUGUGUGAGUGUGUGACGUUGUGUAUCAUUUCUGGAUAACCAACUUAAACAAGUCGUCCUCCUUGGCUAUUCUAACCCAUGCAAAAAGCUUCCAUCACAAUAUGUUUGUUUAGAUAUCAUAGAUUAUAUUCACAUUUAUAUUUUUACAUUGGAUUUUAGUCAUAAAAUAUAGUUGUAUUUAAAAACAAAAAAAAGGAGCCACCCUUAGGAAUGAAUGAUGGUGCUGUGGUAAAUGAAGAAUGAUACUGCUUGAAUUUAUACAAUGCUUACUAUAGAUGUUCUCUAAAAAAAAAGUCAUAAAAAAAAAUUGCAUGUCACAGGACUAAGUUUCCUUUUCUCCUCUCUAGUCUGUGUUGUUGGCUGUUCAGGUUCUCGUUGUGUCCCAACAUUUUAACCAGAUUUGUGAGCUGUUCAGCGUAAAAUAGUCCCCUACCAUGCUUUAAAUAACUGUUUUUCAUUGUAUACACUGUGCAAGAUUGUGUGCCUUUAUACUCCGAAAUUAUUUAAUUUUAUAUUUUGUAAUCUUUUUUUAAAACAAAGGUAAAAGGUUAUUUUAAUAAUAGGGUGUUUUAUUUUGACAUGCAUUAUUUCCAACUUUUAUUUUCACCCCCCUGCUCAAACUUCUUCCACCCUGACACCUCUGUUAUUUACAUUUGUUCAUAUUAUUCAGUCAGUUUAACAAAAAACAUGCUAAAGAUUGUGUUUUAACGGACUAAAAAAAAAAAGGCGAAAGGCUGUCUUAAAUUUGAAUACGGUGGAUCUGUUUCAGUUCUGUAAAUUCAAAUCCAUCCUUCUGAUUAUUCAGUGUGUACAAGCAUCCCUUUGCUCCUCCGCCACCUCCUGCUCAGAGCGAGGUGGUGUCUGCUGAUAUUAAUCUCUCGUUCGUUUCACGCUGGUCCUGCGUUCAUAAAGAACAUGCGUGUGCGUGUGGGUGGAUAGUGGAACGUGCGUGUCGUGAUUGUGUUUUGUAGUGAUCGUCCUCGCUAACUGACUGCUUCCUCUCCCCCAUCACCUCAGGAGUCUGUCAGCAUCCCCGUCACAUUUACCCAUUAACCACAGUCACAUUUCAGGAAUGUGAUCUUUCUUUUUUGUUUUAAAGUGUUUGUCCAGAAUUUCACUUCGUUUCUGAAACAGGUUUAUGUUCUCUUGCUUCCUUACCUCCAUAUUUUUUGAUCAGGGAGGUUAUCAGCUGAUAGUUCAUCCUGAGUCAGUGAUGAUUGAUAUUUCUGUGUUCUUUCACUAUUAAUGGGCUGUUUUGUUUCUAAUGUCCUGUAGCUCAUACUGUAUAUAGUUUGUGUCAUAAAGAAAAACAAGGAAUGAGGGAACACAAUCGUCUUCGAGUCUGCUUUGCUCCGUUUGGCCCUGUAGUCAGACACAAGCAAGUAGAAAAACAGAGCAGUGCAUGCUGGAAGAGUGAGUUUUCUCCUGUUUGCGGUUUUGGAACAUUAACUCUGGAUCUCAUGCGAGGAAGACCGUGACGAUGCCAGACUUUAACAGAUGCAAAUUAAAGACAAUAAUAACACAACAUGCCCUGCUGCUGUACCGUAAAAUGAAUCCUUGCUUUUGUGACUUCUCUCAUGAAUGAGCUUCUUCACCCGUUAACCCCACCCACCAGUCAACCUGCUGCCACUGUUAACUUGCCAAAAGCAUUUCUCAGCAGUCAGAACUACCCUACAUGAGCUUGAAGAACAUUGUGUAUCGUAUAAUGUGUCUGUUUGUUUGAACUGAAUUUGUUUUUUUGUCGUUUUUUUUUACGUGUACUGGGAGAUGGAGCGACAAGCUCAUAUGUGAAAUUGUCCAAAGUUGUGGGAAACGGGCCCUGUGUUCAUGUGGUUUAUCAAGUGUUAAGGGAAAAAUUGAUUUGACAAAUGCAAAUGAGCAGAGGCCAGGCAAGAUCUGCAGAUCUGCAGAGCUGGAGAUUUCCUUUGGCUUUGAAAUACAAAAUUAAAUAUUUUAUGGAGGGGGGAAAAAAAUCAUUUUGAAAGUAUUUGAAUUCACAUGCAGAAGGCAACACACACCAGGAAACAUCCCGUCCUGCGAUUAAGCUUUGGCCUCACAUUAGUCCCGAGUUCUUUUAGACUCCAUCUAAAAGACUUUAAGCAUCGGUUAAAGCAUUACUGUGUUUGUAUGUGUGUGAGUGUGUGUUUAUUGCUGUCUGACAAUGGUUGGUGAGAGUUCUCCUUUCAGUGGCAGAGAGGCCAAAAUGUUGAUGUAUGUUUAUUGUUCUUCACAUUUAAUGAUGAUGAUGAUAAUAAUACACUCCAUUCCAUAAGCGUUCACUCAAACCAAUUAAAGCACUUGUUCUGCUUAACUCAA